UUCAGGAUAGAGGUUAUAAGAAAGUUGAACCCAAUUUAAUAAUUUGGAUAUUUAAAAGUUGAAUCAAAUUUAAUGUUUUUCAAAGGUUUUUUACUUCAAAAAAUAUAAUUUUAACUUACAUAAUAUAAAAAUAAUUUAUUUCUUAUAAAACUUAAAAAUAUAAAACUGAUGUUAAGAGACCGGCUGACCUACUUGACUGCUCUUAGAUGAAUGUGACAGGCUGGUGAGUCUGGAUGAUGACAACGGUCACACGGCUUACCUCAAUGUCAUUAUGCUAUCUAGUUGGAACAACGACAGCAGUCCAUUCAACAGCACGCCAAUCGACUAUCAACAGCCACAAUCCAACAUAGACUCAUCCACCAAUUUUUUCUUCCCUCCAUUCACCCACCACAACUACUCAUUCACCCCCCCAUCUCAGCACACCCCCUUCUACCAUCCCUAUCAAAACUCAUCAUCCUCUUCGUCGCUGUCCUCUGCACAAGUCACCUACCAACAAAUCGGUGAACUGCCGCGAAAUGUCAAACACCAAAUCAAAUGUGAAAGUUUGAAAAACAACAACAACAACACUAUUAACAACAGUAAUUCAAACAACAACAACAACUCUACCGAUCAAAACAAUGCUCUUCACAGCAACAGCAGUAACAACAACAACAAUAAUAACAACAAUAACAACAACAACGCUAAUAGUUGCAGCAACAAUUUAAACAGUCAGCUGUCAAUCGAUUCGACCACAUCCUCCAUCCACAACAUCUCAACUUCGGAUGACCUCCCGACCUUGACCUUGCUACAAUGCAAGAAAAGUGCUGGCAAAAGUAAUACCUCAACAACCAUCAACAACAUCGGCAACAGCAACAACAGCAACAACAUCCUGAACAACAACUUGAACAACAUCGAAGGACCCCUAUCAUGUUCAUCCUCAUUGUCCGGAGCCUCAGUUUCAUCAGCUUCCUUCCUGGCUGAUUGCAUCGUUUGUGGGGACAAAAGUUCCGGAAGACAUUACGGUGUGAUUACGUGUGAAGGAUGCAAAAGUUUUUUCAAGCGAUCAGUCCGACGCAACCUGACGUACAGCUGCAGAGGGGACAAGGACUGCCCCAUCGACCAGCACCACAGAAACCAAUGCCAGCAUUGCAGACUCAAGAAAUGUUUCAAAGUUGGCAUGAAAAAAGACGCCGUUCAAAAAAGUCGCAUCACAGCUUCUUCUUCCUCCUCGUCAUCGUCGUCUACACCACUGAACCACCAGCAGAGAAUGUCAGCGUUCAAUGAACCAACCCCCUCUCAUCUCAACCAUCUUAACAUGAACAACACUGCUCUGACGUCAUUGUACAAAAUACCACGUGACUUACAGGAGAGUAACUCCUAUUCGAUAAACAAUUCUUCAUCCCUAUCAUCCUACAUCUCUCUCCUAGUGAGAGCAGAAACGUACUCAUUGAAGAGUUUAUCCAUGAACCGCUACCACUACCAUCAAACGCAGCAGCAACAAUCCUCGUCGCAUGCCAGCUGCAACAACUACAACCCUUCCUCUGCAGUCAUGCCGACAAGCAGUUCUUUCAACUUCGUGGGCGCCAACUCGACAGCUAACGUUCCCACCGACGGCAUUUGCGAACUAGCGGCCAGACUACUGUUCAGCGCCGUCGAGUGGGCAAGGAGUAUACCACUUUUCCCUGACUUGCCGUUCAUAGAUCAGGUGACUCUUCUUCGUCUAACCUGGAGCGAACUGUUUGUCUUGAACUCAGCUCAGUGCCACGUGACAAUACCAACCGCCUCAUUAUUUGCCAGCCUGCAUUCCACCUCAAACAUACCCCCUAACUCUCCAACCCUGGCCCCUUAUAUCGAGCAACAGAUUAAAAUGUUUCAAGAUCUCGUGCAGAAGUUAAGAGGGUUGAGGAUGGAUGCCGCGGAAUUCAGCUGUUUGAAGGCCAUCGUCUUGUUCUCACCCGACUCACCAGGUUUAACGGACGCCAACCACAUAGAACGUCUGCAAGAGAAAUCAUUGUGUGCAUUGGAGGAGUACAGUCGCCAGCAGGUCCCCUACCAUAGCACGAGAUUCGGCAAGCUGCUGCUGAGACUACCCUCGCUAAGAAUCAUCUCGCCACAUGUCAUCGAACAACUCUUCUUCGUUCGCCUCAUCGGGAAGACUCCGAUCGAGACGUUGAUCAAAGACAUGCUGGUUUCUGGCGGCUCAUUUAACUGGCAUUAUGCAUAGUGCGCGCAAUUCAUUGGCUGAUAUUCAAACGUAUUAAAAUGUAAAAAUUAAUAAAUCGUUAGUGUAAAAGAAAUUGAAGUAUUAUUUGUUAACUGUUAGCCAUAAAUUAUAAAAAAUUAGUAAUAACAUUUUUAAGACUUUAUCUUGAAACUUGAUAAAUUAGUUUGUUUUUUAUUUAAUUAUUAUCAGUAGCGACGACAUGUAUCCAUUUAAGAUCUUGAGUGCAAUUCUUCAUGAAAGAACACUGUUGAAAGUUUUACAUUUUUUAUUACAGCUAUUUUAAUCCUUCUUAAAUUGUGGAUUGUUUUUAAAAUUUUGAAUAAGAUAAAAAAACUGUUAAAAACUACUUUUUAUUAUAUAUAUUUAUU
This is a messenger RNA of Helobdella robusta, 2571 nucleotides long. RefSeq lists its product as hypothetical. Gene Ontology annotation, cellular component: nucleus. The transcript has 7 exons. NCBI's taxonomy places the organism in Eukaryota, Metazoa, Annelida, Clitellata, Rhynchobdellida, Glossiphoniidae. The coding region runs from base 272 to 2203 and encodes 643 amino acids. The record is from RefSeq and is a predicted model, not a curated record. Gene Ontology annotation, biological process: regulation of transcription by RNA polymerase II; anatomical structure development; cell differentiation. Gene Ontology annotation, molecular function: nuclear receptor activity; nuclear steroid receptor activity; RNA polymerase II cis-regulatory region sequence-specific DNA binding.